This is a messenger RNA of Symbiodinium pilosum, 1740 nucleotides long. The record is from the annotation of a GenBank genome assembly. Lineage: Eukaryota; Dinophyceae; Suessiales; Symbiodiniaceae.
GUUCGUGAAAUGCGUGCUCGCGCCAUCGAAGCCGUCAAGCCCUGGAUACAGCUGCUGGGCGAUCGGCGGCAGUGCCCGGAAGUGAGGAAGGCCAUGGAAGUUCUCCUCAGGGAGACCCGUGAGGAGUACGAGUCCACUCUGGAAAUGAAGACAGCAAAGGCUGAGGUUGUCCAGGAGCUGCAGGACAGAGCUAGCCAGCAGGAGUGGAUGAUCCGGCAGCUGGUCGACGUUGUUGAGAUCUUGGAGGAUGCUCUCCUUUGCACGCCAAGCGUGCCGGUCGACCUGGAGCUUUUUUUCGCUGACGUUCUUGCCCAACCAGUAUCCGAGGAGCUUCGGACACGGUCCGUGUCCUGCCUUCGGGUUCUGUCGCGCUGCGGCGCAGCAGCGAGGCGCGCCUUGAACACGCUUGGCGUGGCGUGCGGCAGCGACAGCGCAGCAGAAGAGGCUGACGUGACCCUCGAAAUGCCGGACAUGGAGGGAGCUUCCAUGCCCCUCGGCAGCUUCCCGCUGCACCUAGGGCGGCCGGAAACCGAGGAGGCGCAGACAUCCCCGGGCUCCGCAACGGCUGCGGCCACGCCGACAUCUCCGUUGGAGGAAGACGAAGUCCUGGAGGAGACGGAAGGUGAAGCCGAUGAGGAUGCUGCAGCCGAGGAGGAGCCACGAAGGGGUGGCUACGUUGGUGGCACUGCAGUGGCCAGCCAGGCCGUGCCUGCGCGGACAAGCGCUGAAGCGCAAGGGCAAAGCGAAGGUCCAGGAGGUCACGAUCGAGACCCAGCUGGUACAGGGACUGCGGCGCCGACCUCCCCGCUCGACAAGGUGCCAUUUGGCGAGAAAGGGCUCAUUGUCGCCCAAUCUUUCCGCAAGGUUGCAGUUUUGUUGUCUUUUCUGGAGGUAUUUGGCGGCACUAUAAGCCGUCACUCGAACGGAAAAGGCUUGUGCCAACCGAUGUUAUGCUGGCAUGUUGGUGGGUUCCCAGCUCGCCUUGCUGCCCAUGCUUUGGCCGCCAACAGCAUUACCAAAAGAAAACAGCUGCAGCUGGCGGCAGCCUGGCCGUGGGAGAGGUGUGGACAAGAGGCCUGCAGAGAUGAAUUGCGUGCUUUGAAAAAGUACGAUUCAGCGGAGGCUGGCCCAUGCUCCUUGGGUUACUUUACGGGCUUCUUCGAUGCCGAGGGGUGUCUCUGCCACCUUGGUGGGGCUAGGCUUUCUUUGCAAGUGAAACAGAAGUUUCCCACGGUGCUUCAGUGUUUGAGAGAGUUCUUGGCGGAGAACUAUGGCUGUGUCCACCUUUAUGGCUACAAGACGCAUUCUGCAUUGUCCGUGUCACGCACAUCUAUCUGCAAAGAAGUCCUGCGAGCCAUGCUAAGCUCUGGCUUGAUAUGUAAAGCUGAACAAGCGAAACUGGCCAUAGGCCUGACACCCCAAAACUCAUUGCCAGUCCGGCUUGCGCUUGGAGAGCAAGUUGGCAACCAGAGUUUUGGGAGGAGAUUGGAUGAAGAUGGCUUGGAGAGGGCUCGUAAGAUACAAUCAGCAAUGAGUCGAGCAACCGUCUUGAAGGACCAAGGGCGUUUGAUGGAAGCUGACACCAAAUUGCAGCAGGUCCAGCUUAUGAAGGGCAAGCACAAGCUACUGAAUGCACUACGAGAAAAUGAGCAGCUGCGACAAUACAUCGGCAAUAUUCGGGCCUUGCAAAGCCACACUGACCAGCCGCUGUUUUCCGUGGGAAAACUUUGGGCGCUGUGA